This is a messenger RNA of Papilio machaon (common yellow swallowtail), 2618 nucleotides long. RefSeq names its product protein bric-a-brac 2. Lineage: Eukaryota; Metazoa; Arthropoda; Insecta; Lepidoptera; Papilionidae. The transcript has 9 exons. Gene Ontology annotation, cellular component: nucleus. Gene Ontology annotation, molecular function: protein binding. The record is from RefSeq and is a predicted model, not a curated record. Gene Ontology annotation, biological process: regulation of transcription by RNA polymerase II. The coding region runs from base 683 to 2338 and encodes 551 amino acids.
AUUUUUCAGCUCAUGAUAAUCGACCAUUUCGUUCACUUGCGACGAUUGCGUUUCGCUUAGAUUUUUUUAUAUCGUCUAUACAUAGUUCGGUGUAUUUGUUUAAAUAUUGAUUUUGUUAUUUGAGGCUCGCGUAUGUGAGUCAGGUCGUUGCUGCACGAAUGUUUAUAACAUUAGUUGGGGCCUGCGAUAUACUAUUUUGGGAUCGGCCAAAUGUUGGCUUUGUGCUCAUGUUUUAACCAUCAUAUUGCUCCCGUGUAGCGAUCACGAGCGUCAACCCAUCAUAAACGGCAAGGAAAUUGUGUUGUACAUGUUUUGCUUCCUGUCGCUGUGUUUAUUUUAUACGACAUAGCAAAAGAAAACAUAGCCACUGGUAUUAAAGUAUACACAAGCGAGUUCCAGUAUUUUACAUAUAAAUUAUAUACAGUCUAGUCUAAAAGUUUCUUAUAAAAUACAACCAAAUAAGUAUUCCUCGUACUUAAUAUAUUCUACUUAAUAAAACUGUGAUAAAUAAUUUGUGGCGGGACAAUGUGGUUUUUGUUCUAAAUGAACUUGUGCAAUUUUUUUUAUAACAUAAUCAGUGCAAUUUAUAAUAAGGACUGAAAUAUAAUCGGCCAAAGAUAACUUAAGUAUUAUGUUUUUAUAAAAUAAAAUAUCAUCUGUGGUUGAGUAACUGGCCGGCAAGAUGGCGUUGCCACCGCAACAGUUUUGUGUGAGAUGGAACUCAUAUCAUACCAAUUUACAGUCGGUGUUCCCCCGACUAUUGCUGACGGAGCAGUUUGCGGAUGUGACGUUGGCGUGCGAGUCGCGCCAGCUGCGCUGUCACAAGCUGGUGCUGUCCGCCUGCAGCGCGUACCUCGAGCGUCUGCUGCUGCAGAAUCCCUGCAAGCACCCCAUUGUACUUAUGCGGGAUAUGAGGUUCAGUGAAAUGCAGGCCCUAGUGGACUUUAUGUACAAGGGUGAGGUGAACGUCACUCAAGAGGAACUACCAAGCUUGCUCAAGUCUGCAGAGGCGCUGCAGAUCAGAGGAUUAUGCUCGAGUGAUACGAGUGGCCUGACUUCAGAGACCAGCUCCGGUGGAGAGAGCAAAGACUUCACGGUGGCGAGCGAAGCGCUCGUCGCCAACGCGCAUAGAGAAACUACCACUAAUGGUCCAACAAACCAGCAGCAGAAGCCCGCUAACGUGAAUGUGACAACAAACGGCACUAAGAAACGGAAGUCAGAAGACAGGGAGAGGAACCCCGAGGUGAAGGAGGAGACGGUGGAAGAAGAUGGACUUUACUAUGGCGAACUGGACAACGAGAAUAUAGAAUUUAACGAGGAAGAAGAAACAGGAAAACCAGGCAGCAGUUUGGGGCAAACGUCAGGUGGAAGCCAAUACAUACGAGUGAAGCCGGAAAGCGAAUUAUUGUUUCAUACAAAAUUACAAAACUUAUCAAAAGCUAAUUCAGACUACAUAAAUAGACUUUCUAAAAUGAAUGCGUCUGAAAUUCAAAAUGAAUUCUCUAAAUACGGCCUUGAAACAAAUAUGACAUCCGAUGAGGCAUAUGUACAAAAAAAUGCUGAAAAUGAUUACUAUAAAUCUUGGCUAGAACAAAAUGGUGAACUCGAAGUGUCACUAUUAAAAGCAAAUCAAAUAAAAAAAUCCAAAACAGAUAUAAAAAAUCAAAAAUCCGAAGUCGAACUUAUUCCGAAACCGAAAACCGUUAAGGAUUAUCCGAAAUCUGGGGAAAAACCACAGAUACGUAGACGAGGUCGGCCACCAAUUUUUAAAGAUAAAAACAUGGAUAUCGGUGAUACUGUGUUGAAAUCUGAUUUAGAUCAAUUUUUAGAAGGUAAAGAAGUGAGUUCAUCUGGAUUGUCUCGUAAGGAUUUAGAAAGAGUAAUGAUGGGAAAAUUCAACCCUAACAGAAGGUAUUCCAAUGAAGCUAUGUGGGCAGCUCUUAUGGAUGUGAAGAAAGGUGGGAGCAUAUAUAGAGCUGCACAAACACACAAAGUACCUCGCAAGUCUCUCCGUAAUUGGAUGAAACGUUGCCACAUUAAAUCUUCAUUCCCAAUGCCACAGCAAUUGAAGCAGUUUGUUGAAAAUAGCAAAAAACAAAGGGAAUACAAAACAUUUGAUGGAUAUCCAAAUGCAGUUGACGGUCAAAGUUAUGGUGAAAAAAGUGGUAACGAAGAUGUACAAUUUGAUAAUGAAAUAGAUUUUGGUAAACAUUUCCUUACAUUUACAGGCAAUAAUAUAUCAAGUGAAGAUGAGACGAAAGUGGAAGAAAAACCUACCGAAACGGUAGAAAACAGUGAAGAUGGCAACACUGCUCUUGAUAUGUCAGUACAUGAAUAGUUUGCUUUUGAAAUACAGUUUUAUCUUGAAAAUUUCCUGUCCCAGAUUAAAGAUAAUGAUUGCCAAAGAAUAAAAAAAAUAAUUAUGGCGGAAUUGCUCUUUCGUCUACUUUAUCUGCCGCAGUCCCUAAGUGGUUACAUAAUCAUUCGUAUAGAUAAAAAAAAUCAUUGUUACACUAAAUCUACAUUAAGGGGCAGCCUUAGUGACCUCUGAAUCGGCAUUAUGACCAAAGUUUUACGCAUUGAGUACACCUUAAACGAAUUUGAAAAAAUGUUGUACG